Cynocephalus volans (Philippine flying lemur) is the source of this 1053-nucleotide messenger RNA. RefSeq names its product 3-hydroxybutyrate dehydrogenase 1 (gene BDH1). Gene Ontology annotation, cellular component: intracellular membrane-bounded organelle. Lineage: Eukaryota; Metazoa; Chordata; Mammalia; Dermoptera; Cynocephalidae. Gene Ontology annotation, molecular function: 3-hydroxybutyrate dehydrogenase activity. Gene Ontology annotation, biological process: steroid metabolic process. The record is from RefSeq and is a predicted model, not a curated record.
AUGAAGAGGACCAUUCUACCAUGUGCUGCUGCAGUGCUGGCUACUCGCCUCUCCAGACCCCUGUCACAGCUCCCAGGAAGAACAGUAAGUGUCUAUGACAGAGAAAAUGGAGUAAGACGCACACUGUUGUUUUGCUCUGCUUCCUUUAUCCCGUUUGGCCAUCGGAUUUAUGCUGGUCAGGUGGACCCGGUUGGUAGCAAAGCUGUUCUGGUCACAGGCUGUGACUCUGGAUUUGGGUUCUCCAUGGCCAAGCUUCUACAUUCAAAAGGCUUCCUCGUGUUUGCUGGCUGCUUGAAGAAGGACAAAGGGCAUGAUGGGGUCAAGGAGCUGGACAGCUUGAACAGUGACCGAUUGAGGACCGUGCAGCUCAAUGUCUGCAAUGGCAAGGAGGUGGAGAAAGUGGUGGAGAUCAUCCGCUCGAGCCUGAAGGACCCUGAGAAAGGUAUGUGGGGCCUAGUUAACAAUGCGGGCAUCUCGACAUUCGGGGAGCUGGAAUUCACCAGCAUGGAGACCUACAAGGAGGUGGCAGAAGUGAACCUCUGGGGCACAGUGUGAGUGAUGAAAUCCUUUCUUCCCCUCAUCCGAAGGGCCAAAGGCCAUGUCAUCAACAUCAGCAGCAUGCUGGGCCGCAUGGCCAACCCCACCCGCUCCCCGUAGUGCAUCACCAAGUUUGGGCUACAAGCUUUCUCUGACCGCCUGCGCUACGAGUUGCACCCACUGGGCGUGAAGGUCAGUGUGGUAGAGCCCGGCAACUUUAUAGCUGCCACCAGCCUCUACAGCCCUGAGAGCAUCAAGGCCAUCACCAGGAUGUGGGACGAGCUGCCUGAGGCUGUGCGCAAGGAUUACGGCAAGAAUUACUUCAAUGAGAAGAUUGCCAGUAUGGAGACCUAUUGCAACAGUGGCUCCACAGACAUGUCCCCUGUCAUCCAUGCUGUCACACACGCCGCCACCCCUUACACCCGCUACCACCCCAUGGACUACUAUUGGUGGCUGCGAAUGCAGAUCAUGACCCACUUGCCUGGAGUGAUCUCUGACAUGAUCUACAUACACUGA